GAGGAACUAGCCACUUCCUAGUUUUGCAUGCUAGUAGCUCAACUGUGUGCGCUGAGUGACUCACUAACACUUCUGUUCAUCAUACCGAGUGGUUUGUGCAACUAGAAUUAUUUUAAAGAUGAAUUUUUUUUUGGAGACACUAAAGGUUCUGCUUCUGACAAUAUAUUUGAUUUUUGAGUCAAUCAUCUUAUGGUUCCUUCCAUCUCGGAAAAAGAAUGUUGCUGGUGAAUUAGUGCUCAUCACUGGAGCUGGUAGUGGAAUAGGUAGACUUAUGGCUUUGGAAUUUGCUCGUCUAGGAGCUACGUUAGUUCUUUGGGACAUUAAUGAAGAGGGAAACAAAGAGACAUGCAGAUUAGCAAAGGAAAAUGGUGCUUUACGGGUUCAUACCUACACGUGCGACUGCAGUAAAAGGGAAGACGUCUACAAAGUAGCUGCUCAGGUAAAAAAAGAAGUUGGGGAUAUUACUAUGCUAAUUAAUAAUGCUGGAAUUGUAACUGGAAAGAAAUUCAUUGACUCACCUGAUGCCCUUGUGGAGAAGACCAUGCAGGUGAACACUAUGGCACACUUCUGGACUUAUAAAGCCUUCCUCCCUGCCAUGAUGGCCUCUAACCACGGGCAUUUGGUCAGUAUUGCAAGUUCUGCAGGGUUAAUUGGAGUUAAUGGACUAGCAGAUUACUGUGCCAGUAAGUUUGCAGCCAUUGGUUUUGCAGAGUCGGUUGGCCUUGAAAUGUUAGCACUUGGAAAGACUGGGGUGAAGACCACAAUUGUUUGCCCAUAUUUUAUUAACACAGGAAUGUUUGAUGGUUGCACAUCCAAAUGGCCACAUUUCAUGCCCAUUUUAGAGCCUGAAUAUGCCAGCAAAACCAUUGUUAAUGCAAUUCUCAAGGAACAGGUGUAUCUGGUGAUGCCUCGCAGUCUGUACAUCAUAUUUGGUUUUAAAAACAUUAUUUCAGCAAAACUUGGAGUUGUUCUUGGCGACUAUUUUGGAGCAUUCCAUUUCAUGGAUCAUUUCAAAGGCCGGGUGAAGAAGGAUUAAAGUUCUCCUGGUGCAGGAAAUAUAUAUGUAUAUAAAUAUAAAUUGCAGCAAUAAAUGUUAAGACUCAUGCUCUACAAAUAUAUGGUCCCUAUUGAUUUAAUUGUUCUUUUUCUACAUUACCUAGGUGUAUAUAUAUAUAUACUACUAAUUUGUUCUAGAUAAACGCAACUUUUAAAUUAUGUCUAGCAAUUUAUGUUUUUAUUUUAUACGCACACUUUGGUGAAACUUUUUAGAACCAAUAGUAAUUAAUUGCAUUGACAUUUUUUUUUUAUUGUAUUUUCAAUAAGAAAUUGGGUACCUGGCUGUAAUGAUGGGUAUAUGAGCUAUUAUUUUGAAAAAUAAAACAUUUGAUAGGAGGUAA
Molecule: messenger RNA, 1397 nt
Organism: Bombina bombina (fire-bellied toad)
Lineage: Eukaryota; Metazoa; Chordata; Amphibia; Anura; Bombinatoridae
Gene: SDR16C5
Product: short chain dehydrogenase/reductase family 16C member 5
Exons: 7
Coding region: 119-1036 (305 amino acids)
Cellular component (GO): lipid droplet
Molecular function (GO): oxidoreductase activity, acting on the CH-OH group of donors, NAD or NADP as acceptor
Source: RefSeq, a predicted model, not a curated record